Nycticebus coucang (slow loris) is the source of this 3230-nucleotide messenger RNA. RefSeq names its product ring finger protein 214 (gene RNF214). Gene Ontology annotation, molecular function: ubiquitin-protein transferase activity. The transcript is spliced from 15 exons. The record is from RefSeq and is a predicted model, not a curated record. Lineage: Eukaryota; Metazoa; Chordata; Mammalia; Primates; Lorisidae. Bases 208 to 2715 code for a protein of 835 amino acids.
GGGGCCCGCUCCCGAGGGCGGCCUCCGUGGGCAGAGGGCGUGCGGGCUUGGCAGGCUGAACUCGCGGGGCUCCACCGCCCCGAAGCCACGGGUCAUUUUCAGCAGGGUCCCUCCCGCAGGGUUCUUCUUCUUAAUGGCGUCCUCUGAAAAGGGCAUCUUGGUGCCGACCUUUAAACACACCUGGUUGCUCUUCUCCCUCUGACCGCCAUGGCCCCAGCUCUCCCUGAAACCUCCACAGAGGGGCUCCUGCCCCCACCAGGCCGCCUUGCUUCUCGCGGUCGGAUCUCUCUUCUUCCCUGUGCCCCUGAAGAGCCCUCUGGGAUCUCGGGGGUCUUCCGCAGCAUCCUCGUGUCUCGGGCGGCGCCAGCUCUCGCCGACAGAGGGCGCCGUCGGGGGCGGCGCGGCGCCACUGCGGCCUCUCCUCUCGCCGAGCGAACCUCGCCCCCUCCGCUCGUGUCGCCGGAAGUGGGAGGUGUCGCGCGCGGGCCGGCGCUCGACCCCUCCCCCCGUAGCUCGGCCGCCCCCUCCCCCCGCUCCGCCCGCUCAGGUGCGUCCCGUCCCUCCCCCCAUCCUCCCGGGGGCGCGGCGCGGGAGAACACGAUGGCGGCAUCUGAGGUAGCUGGUGUUGUGGCCAAUGCCUCCAGUCCUCCAGACUCAUCUUCUAGUUUAUGCGCUUCCAAAUCAGAGGAAGGUCUCCCAGAUGGUCUAAGCCCUAAAGACUCUGCACAGAAGCAGAAGAACUUGCCUCUGUCGAGUGUAAGUAGCCAAACGAUAACCAAGGAGAAUAACAGAAAUGUCCACUUGGAACACCUGGAGCAGAAUCCUGGUUCAUCAGCAGGUGACACCUCAGCAGCCCACCAGGCGGUUUUAGGAGAAAACUUGAUAGACACAGCCCUUUGUCUUUCUGGCAGUGGGUCUCAGUCUGAUUUGAAGGACUUGGCCAGCACAGCAGGAGAGGAGGGGGACACAAGCCUCCGGGAGAGCCUCCACCCAGUCACUCGGUCUCUUAAGGCAGGGUGCCACACGAAGCAGCUUGCCUCCGGGAAUUGCUCUGAAGAGAAAUCCCCACAAGCCUCCAUCCUAAAGGAAGGUAGCAGGGAUACAGGCUUGGAUUUCCGACCUGUAGUGCCUCCAGCAAAUGGAGUGGAAGGAGUCAGAGUGGAUCAGGACGAUGACCAGGAUAGCUCUUCCCUGAAGCUUUCUCAGAACAUUGCUGUACAGACUGACUUUAAGACGGCAGAUUCAGAGGUAAACACAGAUCAAGAUAUUGAGAAGAAUUUGGAUAAAAUGAUGACAGAGAGAACUCUGUUGAAGGAGCGUUAUCAGGAGGUCCUGGACAAGCAGAGGCAAGUGGAGAAUCAGCUCCAAGUGCAAUUAAAGCAACUUCAGCAAAGGAGAGAAGAAGAAAUGAAGAAUCACCAGGAGAUAUUAAAGGCUAUUCAAGAUGUGACAAUAAAGCGGGAAGAAACAAAGAAGAAGAUAGAGAAAGAAAAGAAGGAGUUUUUGCAGAAGGAGCAGGAUCUGAAAGCUGAAAUUGAGAAGCUUUGUGAGAAAGGCAGAAGAGAGGUGUGGGAAAUGGAACUGGAUAGACUCAAGAAUCAAGAUAGUGAAAUUAACCGGAACAUUAUGGAAGAGACAGAAAGGGCCUGGAAGGCAGAGAUCUUAUCACUAGAGAGCAGAAAAGAGUUGCUGGUAUUGAAACUAGAAGAAGCAGAAAAAGAGGCAGAGCUGCACCUUACUUACCUCAAGUCAACUCCCCCAACACUGGAGUCAGUUCGUUCCAAACAGGAAUGGGAGACAAGACUGAAUGGAGUUCGGAUGAUGAAAAAGAGUGUUCGGGACCAAUUUAAUAGUCAUAUCCAGCUAGUGAGGAAUGGAGCCAAAUUGAGCAGCCUUCCUCAAAUCCCUACUCCCACUUUGCCUCCACCCCCAUCAGAGACAGACUUCAUGCUUCAGGUGUUUCAACCCAGUCCCUCUUUGGCUCCUCGGAUGCCCUUCUCCAUUGGGCAGGUCACAAUGCCCAUGGUUAUGCCCAGUGCAGAUCCCCGUUCCUUGUCUUUCCCGAUCCUGAACCCGGCCCUUUCCCAGCCUAACCAGCCUUCCCCACCCCUUCCUGGCUCACAUGGGAGAAAUAGCCCUGGCUUGGGUUCCCUUGUCAGCCCCCACGGUCCACACAUGCCCCCUGCCGCCUCCAUCCUGCCUCCCCCAGGCCUGGGCGGUGUUAAGGCUUCUUCUGAAACUCCUCGGCCCCAGCCAGCAGACAAACUGGAGAAGAUUUUGGAGAAGCUGCUGGCCCGGUUCCCGCAGUGCAAUAAGGCCCAGAUGACCAACAUUCUUCAGCAGAUCAAGACAGCACGUACCACCAUGGCAGGCCUGACCAUGGAAGAACUAAUUCAGUUGGUAGCCGCACGGUUGGCAGAACAUGAGCGGAUGGCAGCAGGUACUCAGCCACUUGGUCGGAUCCGAGCCUUGUUCCCUGCUCCACUGGCCCAAAUCAGUACCCCGAUGUUCUUGCCUUCUGCCCAGGUUUCAUAUUCUGGAAGAUCUUCACAUACUCCAGCCACUUGUAAGCUGUGUCUUAUGUGCCAGAAACUUGUCCAGCCCAAUGAGCUGCACCCAAUGGCAUGUACCCAUGUGUUGCACAAGGAGUGUAUCAAGUUCUGGGCCCAGACCAACACAAAUGACACUUGUCCCUUUUGUCCAACUCUUAAAUGACGGACCUGACUGGGGAGGAAGAAGAAGAGAAACUGAUGUGAACAGGAAGCGCGGGUUCAAGAUUUCUAAAACUCUAUAUUUAUACAGUGACAUAUACUCAUGCCAUGUACAUUUUUAUUACAUAGGUAAUAUGUGUAUAGAAAGUCUGUAUUCAAAUGUUCGUAAAUGAAAGUAUGUAUAUUAUGCAGAAACAGUCUGUUCCCCUCAUCUUACAGUUCCGUUGGGGGAUGCUGCAGAUUGUAGGGAAGUUUUUUAGUUUGGCCUUGAAAUUAUGAUAUCGCUGCCCGGGGCUGUUUUCAAAUACAAUAUAAAAACCAUCUAGGAAGCUGCCUUUGCUCUACAGCUAUCCUGCUUUGGUUUGGCUCAGCUUCUAGUCCGUUUUCUUAAGGUUCAUGUCUGCAGAUUUAAAGCCUGGUGCUCACCUGCUGUCCAACCAGAUGCCUUGCGUACUGAAAGCCUCCAGAAGCCUCAGUAUUGUUUUAGUCACUCCAGUGGAUAAAAUGAGACUGACUGAG